AUGACAGUUUCAAGUCCUCAAAAUCCUACUUUCGCUCGUGUCGAUGCCUCAAGUGCUUCAACCACUGCACAGCAUUUGAUCGAUAUCAUCAAUCGGGAUGGUGGAGUUAUCGUUGAAAAACUCGUCGCGCCUUCCCUUGUUGAAAGAAUUCGGGAAGACCUCAAGCCUCAUUUCGACGGGGAUAAGCCCGAUCAGUACGGCUUCUUUCCAAGCACGACUCAACGUGCAUCCGGACUGUUCGCUCAUUCGGACGCUUGUGUUGACCUCGCAUGUGCGCCGCUGUUCAUCGAAGUAGCGAAUGCGUUGGUAUCUUCCACGUUCUCCUUCUGGCGAGGUGACAAGAAGAAAACUGUUACAGGAAAGCCAAUCAUAUCCUCCACAGUAGGCUUUCGCAUCAAUCCCGGUGGAAAGCAGCAGGUUUUGCAUCGGGACGAUAAUGAUUAUCAUCCUCAAGAUGCGCAACUGCCGGUCAUGAUUGGCUGUGUUACCGCCAUAACGAAGACCACCAAGGAGAAUGGGGCGACAGUCGCCGUUCCUGGGUCGCACCUGUGGGACCAAGACAGACGACCUAUGGAGGAAGAAGUGGUUCCUGCGGAGUUGGAGCCUGGCGAUGCCUUCAUCUUCCUAGGCAAUCUGUACCACGGAGGUGGAGCAAACGUAACUAAGGACGAUUACCGAGAGACUGUUGGUAUGUUUCUUUGCAAACCAACAUUGCGGCCGGCCGAGAACCAGUUUUUGAUGGUGCCGCUCGAGAGAGCAAGGAAACUCAAGCCACAGGCUCAAAGAUUGCUAGGUUAUGGCCUUUGCGAGCCAGGAGUAGGGUUCAUGAACUACUCAGACCCAAUGAGAGUCCUCUUUGGUGUAGAGGAUGAGGAAACCGUGAACUUUUGA
Molecule: messenger RNA, 891 nt
Organism: Boeremia exigua
Lineage: Eukaryota; Fungi; Ascomycota; Dothideomycetes; Pleosporales; Didymellaceae
Product: phytanoyl-CoA dioxygenase family protein
Exons: 3
Coding region: 1-891 (296 amino acids)
Source: RefSeq, a predicted model, not a curated record